Sorghum bicolor (sorghum) is the source of this 1080-nucleotide messenger RNA. Its product is annotated as proline-rich protein 4. The coding region runs from base 85 to 855 and encodes 256 amino acids. The record is from RefSeq and is a predicted model, not a curated record. NCBI's taxonomy places the organism in Eukaryota, Viridiplantae, Streptophyta, Magnoliopsida, Poales, Poaceae. The transcript is spliced from 2 exons.
ACCGCCUUCACUUCCUCAUCAAAUAUACACAUCUCCUGACGAAGAAGCAGCAGCCAGCUGCAGGCCGGCUCCAACCAAACCAACAUGGGGACUCUGCAGGUUCCCCAGCAAGCCGCUCUUCUUUUGGCUGCGCUCUUGGCCGUCAGCUUCGGUGCCACGGCUUGGAAGAAGGCAGACGUGGUUGGCUGCGUCAAGUGCCUCGACUGUUCCCCCAACGACGUCAAUGCCUUCAAAGACCUGCAGGUAGCGAUCAAGUGCAAAUCCGGCGCCGCCGACGACGAGAGCUACGAGAUGAGGGCGCUUGGCACCCUGGACGACACCGGCGUCUUCCGUAUCCCACUCGCCGCCGAACUCCUGCGCGACGACGGGAGCAUGGACCGUGACUGCUUCGCGCAGCUCCACAGCUCGCUCGGCACGCCGUGCGUCGGUCAGGCGCCGCCCAGGAUCGCGCCCACCACCAGCCAAUCAGACGGCGGCAGCGCCACCAGCGACACGACCUACCUCGCGGCCGCGGCCGACACGGUGUUAGCCCCCGUCGCGUGCGCCUGCGGCAAGAAGAAGAAGCACUACAUGUUCGGCCCGCCGCCGCCGCCGCCGAGGCCGACGCCGACGCCAACCCCGAACCCCCCGACGACGCCGACGUACGGGCCCCCGACGCCGACACCCACGCCCGUGCCGCCGGAGCCCAGGCCUCCGGCGCCCGAGGAGCCCGAGCCGUUCUUCAAGAAGAAGCCCAAGAUGAAGUUCAUGCACAAGAAGAAGCCGUGCCCGCCGCUCGUCGACGACGACGACACCACCCGGCCUGCUGCGGCAGACGGGCAGGGGCAGGAGAAGAUCCCCAAGAAAUUGAACUAGGGUGGUGUGUGCGGGCAUGCAAGCAGGACAGCAGCAAAUUAAGCGAUCAGAUGUUGGAGGGUCGUCGGUGAUGUUCGUUUCGUUUCGGUGAUGUUGUUGUUGUUGUGGUGUCAGUGAUUGUUUUGUUCAGUUCAUGCCGUCGUGUGUCCGCGGUGGCAUUGGUGUUUCAGACUUUCAGUCCGUUGCUUGAUUUGAGAAAUAAACGUAGUGAUUUCUAAAGCAAAA